Molecule: messenger RNA, 1382 nt
Organism: Clarias gariepinus (North African catfish)
Lineage: Eukaryota; Metazoa; Chordata; Actinopteri; Siluriformes; Clariidae
Product: retinol dehydrogenase 16-like
Exons: 5
Coding region: 52-1074 (340 amino acids)
Molecular function (GO): oxidoreductase activity
Source: RefSeq, a predicted model, not a curated record
UUUAUCCGCUUAGUUUGUUUAUUACAGUAUUUGACUUUACACACAUCAUGGAUGGUAGACAUGCGAAUAGUCUGUUUCGAUCUCAAAGAAUCGAUACAAAGAGUCGACUCGUUCGAAAUGUUUCUGUAUAUCUUAGGGUUGUUGGUCAUUUUCUAUGGCUACCGGUGGUUUAAAGAGCUGAAGCAAGUGCCGAAUAAAUCAGAAAAACAUGUCUACAUCACCGGUUGUGACACAGGCUUCGGAAACCUCCUGGCCAAACAUCUGGACGAAAAAGGUUUCUGUGUAAUUGCUGGCUGCUACACAGAAAAAGGAGAGAUUGAGCUGAAAAAGGCCUGCUCAGCCAGACUCAUUACUGUUCAAUUAGAUGUUUCUGAUAAUGAUAGCAUCAAGAAGGCUGCAGGUAUAAUUAAAAACACUGUAGGAGAGAAAGGUCUGUGGGCUGUUGUAAACAAUGCAGGAAUAUCUCAGCCAUCAGGGCCUACUGAAUGGAUGGUUCUUGACGACUUCAAGAAAAUGUUAAAUGUUAACCUAUUAGGGGUCAUUGCUGUGACCUUGAGUGUGCUCCCCUUUAUUAAGAAAGCCAAGGGCCGUGUUGUCAAUAUCUCCAGUGUGGUUGGAAGAAUAUGUGUAAAUUCAGCACCAUACAGUAUCUCAAAACACGGAGUGGAGGCGUUCAAUGACUGCCUGAGGUUAAACAUGGCACCAUUUGGAGUUAAGGUUCUGUGCAUUGAACCAGGAUUCUUCAAAACAAGCAUGUCAGACCCUAGUUUUCUUCAACACAAUCUUCAGAAAUUUUGGGACAGACUGCCAGAAGAUGUCAGGAAUGACUAUGGGAGUGACUACAUUGAUAAAGUGAAAGCAGUAUUUGCAAAGAGGAUUGGAAAGAGUCUGGAUCAAGAUCUGUGGAAAGUGGUGAGCUGUAUGGCACAUGCCGUGUCUGCUGUCCAUCCUCGUACCCGGUACUCUGCUGGCUGGGAUGCAAAAUUCUUCUGGCUGCCUCUGUCUUAUAUGCCAUCAUUUAUAACUGAUGCCAUUCUAUUAAAAAACACAAUCAAACCCAAGGCUUGCAUUUAAUAUUUCGCAUAGGUCAAGUAUAGAGAGUUUUUGGACAAUACAAAUUGGACAAUAAAUGCUACUAAUAAAAGCAUAAGUCAAUACAAUUUCAUGUUAAUAAUCUUUAUAUGUUUAAUAAUUAAGAUUAAGUAAUGAUAGUUAAAUUAGAAAGUGAAAAGAAGCCAAGUGACUGUAGCAACGUUAACAGGAGGAUGAUAAUUAUUCUACUUUUACUGUAUUAUAACUACAGUAUAUAACUUUUAUUAUAUACUUUAUUUUAUUACUAUACUAAACAGUAAUGUGACCAUAAUGUUUAUCGAUUUUAAAUA